This is a messenger RNA of Papaver somniferum (opium poppy), 2184 nucleotides long. Its product is annotated as prolyl endopeptidase-like. Gene Ontology annotation, cellular component: cytosol. The coding region runs from base 7 to 2184 and encodes 725 amino acids. NCBI's taxonomy places the organism in Eukaryota, Viridiplantae, Streptophyta, Magnoliopsida, Ranunculales, Papaveraceae. Gene Ontology annotation, molecular function: oligopeptidase activity; serine-type endopeptidase activity. The record is from RefSeq and is a predicted model, not a curated record. The transcript has 12 exons. Gene Ontology annotation, biological process: proteolysis.
AAAAACAUGGGUUUUCCUUUGGAAUACCCUACUUGUCGUAGAGAUCAAUCCGUUGUUGACGACUACCAUGGUGUUAAGAUUACUGAUCCUUAUCGCUGGCUCGAAGAUCCUGAUUCGGAUGAGACUAAAGAAUUUGUUGAAAAACAAGCGAAUUUGACAGAGUCAUUGCUUAAUACAUGUGAAACAAGGGAGAAACUUCGAUGUCAGCUUACCAAAUUAUUUGAUCAUCCUAGAUAUUCUACUCCAUUCAAGAAAGGAGAGAAAUAUUUUUACUUUCAAAAUACAGGUCUCCAGCCUCAAAGUGUUUUAUACAUGCAGGAUAACAUUGAUGCAGAAGCUGAGGUAUUGGUUGAUCCGAAUGUGUUUAGUGAAGAUGGAACUGUAUCAUUGAAGAUAGCUGCUGUUAGUGAGGACGCCAAAUACUUGGCUUAUGGACUUAGUUCAAGUGGUAGCGAUUGGGUUAGCAUUAAUGUAAUGAGGGUUGAAGAUAAGUUUCUUGAGCCUCAUACUUUAUCAUGGGUUAAGUUUUCUUCCGUUACUUGGACGCAUGAUAAUAAAGGGUUCUUCUACAGUAGAUAUCCUGCUCCCACGCAAGGAGAGAAACUGGAUGCUGGGACAGAGACGAAUUCAAAUCUUAAUCAAGAGCUUUAUUAUCACUUCUUGGGAACAGAACAAUCUGAAGAUGUUUUAUGCUGGAAAGAUCCUGAAAACCCAAAGUUUAUGUUUGAGGCACAAAUUAUGGACGAUGGGAAGCAUGUUCUUUUAUACAUCCAAGAGAGCUGUGACCCAGUCAACAAGCUUUAUUAUUGUGACUUAUCAACCAUCAAUGGGCUCGAAGGGUUCAAGAACAGAACUGACAUGCUUCCUUUUGUUAAGCUUGUUGACCAUUUUGAUGCAAGCUACAGAGCUGUUGCAAAUGAUGGCACGCAGUUCACCUUUCUGACUAAUAAAGAUGCUCCAAAGUAUAAGUUAAUCCGGGUUGAUCUCAAGGAACCAAGUGUUUGGACCAAUGUGAUUGAAGAAUCAGAGAAAGAUGUCCUUGAAUCUGCUGAUGUUGUGAACGGUAACCAAAUUCUGGUGAGUUACUUGAGUGACGCUAAGAAUGUUCUACAAUUAAGGGAACUGAAGACAGGCUUGCUAGUACAUCAGUUGCCCAUUGACAUCGGCACGGUUUAUGGGAUUUCGGGAAGGCGCAAAGACAGUGAGGUUUUCAUUGGAUUUACUAGCUUUCUUACCCCUGGGAUUAUAUAUCGGUGCCACUUAGCAGGGGACGCACCUGAAAUGAAGAUGUUCCGAGAAAUAGUGGUUCCUGGAUUUGAUCACACUGAGUUCCAAGUUAAUCAGGAAUUUGUACCUAGCAAAGAUGGAACCAGAAUACCUCUUUUCAUUGUGUCAAAGAAGAAUAUGAUAUUGGAUGGAUCACAUCCUUGUUUACUGUAUGGUUAUGGGGGUUUCAACAGCAGCCUUACUCCAUCAUUCAGUGUUAGCAGAACUAUUCUUACCAGGCAUUUAGGAGCUGUUUUCUGUAUGGCAAAUAUUCGUGGUGGUGGAGAGUACGGAAAAGAAUGGCAUAAAGCAGGGUCACUCGCAAAAAAACAGAAUUGCUUUGAUGACUUUAUUUCUGCUGCAGAGUAUCUCGUGUCUGCUGGUUAUACCCAGUCCACAAAGUUGUGUAUUGAAGGUGCAAGCAAUGGUGGACUCUUAGUUGCUGCUUGCGUUAAUCAGCGACCUGAUCUUUUUGGCUGUGCUCUGGCUCAUGUUGGUGUAAUGGAUAUGCUACGUUUCCACAAGUUCACCAUAGGCCAUGCAUGGACUUCAGAUUUUGGCUGCUCAGACAAGGAGGAACAGUUCCAGUGGCUUAUCAAAUACUCACCACUUCACAAUGUGAAAAGACCCUGGGAGCAGCAUCAGAAUGAAAAACAACACCAGUAUCCACCUAUCAUGUUGUUGACUGCUGAUCACGAUGAUCGAGUUGUGCCAUUACACUCGUUGAAGUUAUUAGCAACCAUGCAAUAUAUCCUUUGCACAAGCUUGGAGAAUAGCCCACAGACCAACCCCAUAAUUGCUCGCAUUGAUCGCAAGGCUGGCCAUGGAUGUGGGCGUCCUACACAGAAAAGGAUUGAUGAAGCUGCUGAUCAGUAUAGUUUCAUGGCUAAGAUGUUGGGAGCUUCUUGGAUUAAUUAG